Messenger RNA from Ostrinia furnacalis (Asian corn borer), 916 nucleotides. RefSeq names its product serine/threonine-protein kinase 10-like. Lineage: Eukaryota; Metazoa; Arthropoda; Insecta; Lepidoptera; Crambidae. Gene Ontology annotation, biological process: protein phosphorylation. The coding region runs from base 264 to 863 and encodes 199 amino acids. The record is from RefSeq and is a predicted model, not a curated record. The transcript has 7 exons. Gene Ontology annotation, molecular function: protein kinase activity; ATP binding.
AUCAAAAUGGCGUCUUUCACGGGUUAGCGCAUAUCCGCCGCAUACUGUGCCGUUUUCAAUAAUCGCGUGUGUGACAAUAUAUUUGUGUUACUGACAAUUUGUGGACAAUUUAUACAGUGUUAUAGUGAUAAUUCACCAUAGACGGACUGGCCAGAUUAGUGUUUUGAUUUUGAAUACAAGAUUUUGCAAAGAGAGUCGAGCGGGCAGCAGCCAUGAGUAAAGACGGUUGAGCACCGCGCGCCGGGUGGCGCGCAACACACAACAUGUCGUUCUUCAACAAUCUGAAGAAGGUGCUGCACCUAGGUGGCGGCAAUGACGCGAAAAAGAAGAAGGUGUUCAACAACAUCCGCGACAACUGCGACCCCAAUGAACACUGGGACAUGAUAGGGGAGCUCGGCGAUGGCGCUUUUGGAAAGGUGUACAAAGCCCAGCACAAGACAACUGGCCAGCUGGCCGCGGCCAAGGUGUGCGUGUUGGACAACGAGGAUGACCUGGCCGACUUCACUGUGGAGAUCGACAUCCUCUCGGAGUGCCGGCAUCCCAACGUCGUAGAACUACACGAGGCGUACUUCAUAGACAACAAGCUAUGGAUGCUGCUAGAAUACUGCGACGGCGGCGCCCUAGACUCAGUAAUGUCUGAACUGGAAAAAGGCCUCAGCGAGCAGCAGAUAGCGUACGUGUGCCGCGAGAUGUGUCGCGGGCUUCAGUUCCUGCACUCGCGCCGCGUCAUACACCGCGACCUGAAGGCGGGCAACGUGUUAGCUACCAUGACGGGAGGAGUCAAGCUGGCGGACUUCGGCGUGUCAGCUAAGAACAAGUCGACGCUACAGAAGCACGAUACGUUCAUCGGCACGCCUUACUAGAUGGCGCCAGAAGUGGUGCUGUGUGAAACCUUCCGAGACUACCCUUAUGACUU